Messenger RNA from Colletotrichum truncatum, 3717 nucleotides. RefSeq names its product het-s domain protein. NCBI's taxonomy places the organism in Eukaryota, Fungi, Ascomycota, Sordariomycetes, Glomerellales, Glomerellaceae. The record is from RefSeq and is a predicted model, not a curated record.
AUGGAGGGCGUUGGUUUCUCUGGCGGCUUUCAGCUGCCCAUACAGCGGCGUCUGAGCCGUCUGUAUAAUGACACAAAAAAGUCGUCCGACUUUGUCAAGGAGCCCAUUCGCCACAGUGAGGACCCCGAGAUUAAGUCGCUGCACCGAAAGCUGCGUAUCCAAAAAGACCGUUUCAUGAGCUGGGGCCUGGAAUGGUCAGAUCCAAACCAGUCCGCCGAGAUUGACACCUCUCUCUCCAAGGCUGGUGUGAGCGAAAUUGUCGGAAGCAUCCUGUCCACUAUCAAGGACACCUUGGCAGAGCUGGAUGCCUUAUGGAAGGCCUACGAGAAACAGAACGGCGGCGGCGGCGUCUCGGAAAAGUCAAAGGGCGACCUCAAAACCCCCUUUGUAACCUGGGACAAGGCCCGCUUCGCCGAUUACACCGCGGAUCUCACACAAUCCGUCGACACUCUUUACGAUCUUUCCAGAACCCGCGCCUCCGCCGCCAUGACUUCAGGCUCCCGCUCACGGCUCCAGAGGCCCCUGGCUGCCAUUGAGGAGAGCAAAGCGUUUGAGUCCACUCGCAUGCAAACUCCUCAGCAGAUUGAUCCGUCAACUCUCACCAACAUUCGGUCUAUGCAGGCUGAGCCCAUGACCGAAUCCAGAGCCAACUUACCCCCGCGAGAUAUCGUCUUUAUGAGCAAGCAGGCCUGGGCAGAUUUGGCCCAGCAUAUUGGCCGUCAGCCCUUCGCUCCUUUGCUUCUAGAAUUCGCAGCUUUUGACUCCAUCUAUUCGAUCACGGGCAUCAUGCCCCCCAUGGCACGAUUCGAGAAGCUGUCGUCAGGAUUGCAGCAGGAGUCCCAAAGAGCCCCGGGCGCCUGGAUCGGUCUGCCGAGGUUGCUUGGCUACUUUGAGGACUUGGAGAACUCCCGGCUUGGUCUCGUCUACCACUUCCCCCCGACCUUCAACGCGGUUUCUUUUGAGAACUUUACUCAGAACCCCCUUUAUAACCUCUGCACACUGGGAGAUCUUCUCUCACGCCCUGAUUUCGAGCCAACACUAGAGGCCAAAUUCCGCCUCGCCCACAACCUUACCAACACUGUAUUUGAUCUACACGCUCGCGGUAUAACCCACGGAAGCCUCGUCGACAAGAAUGUAUCCUUCUGCAACAUGGCUACUCCGGACUUGACCACCGGCGUCGGCGAGGUCGACGUCCGCCGGCCCAUGAUUUCGUCAUUCGAUCUGUUCCCAGACGCGCCCCCUGACCAGGAGCCGGCCUCUCCAUCUCUUCCACUGUUUAGACAUCCCCUCGACCCGCGAACUACCCCGGCAUCCCCAAUCAACGACAAGACUGAUUCUCGCAUUCUCGACCUUUACUCUCUAGCCAUGAUCCUGCUCUCUGUAGGAUUGUGGACUAAGCUGGAGAACCUCGUCCCUGACCCUUCUCAGCCGAUUUCCGAGAACGUAUUGGAGCAGCUCGCAAUUCGUUGCGGUACUCUUUACAUGAAGGCUGUUCAGACCUGCUGGAAUGCCGUUGAUCAAGAGCUCCAAGGAAAGGUAACCGGCGAAGAUCUUUUGUCGAAUGUGCAAGUCAAGACGAGCCGCUACCUCGAGGCAUGCUGCAUCCUCGACGGCGUCAGCGCUCUUGAUGACCGUCUCAGCUUAGACCUUGGCGAAAGAACAAUCUCCCCUGCAGCUGAAUCCCCUAGGCAAAGCAUUUCCGGUCCCUCCAAAGACACCAAAACAGCCUCGAACCCGCCUGUCGAUACCCGCCGCCCGUCAUACGACAUCAAGGUCCCGAUUCCCGACCCGAGCCCCGCACGUUCGUAUCCAUCAGCCGAGGAAGAGAAGCGACAACUCGCAAAGAGGGACGCCGAUGAAGCUGCCGCAGCGAAGCCGGCUGAGCUGCCUGCGGAGUCGAAGCCAGCCAAACCACAGUCUCCCAAAACGCGGCUUUACCCUCAGAUACCACUACCAGCUGACGCCAUCGAGAAGUGGAAUACGAUUGUGAUGCCCCAGGUCAACCAGGCACUGCGCCACUUCUACCGAAAGCACAGCGAAGAGUCGGUUGAAAUCUCUCUCGAAUCCAUCGGCAGCUCUCCACAGAAGACACAGCCCACGGUACUGGUCGUGUGCACCUCUGUGAGCAAGGUUAAAUCCAUUCUCACCCGUAAACUCGGCCAGCUGUUUGACGGAAAGUCUGGAUUCGGUUUGAAGGUCUGCAAAGGCCAGGUGCUGAGGUCAAGGAAGGAGCCAGGCGAGGUUAAGAGGAGCGCUGCCCAUGACGAGGACGAUGAGGACGAGGUGAAGGCCGCCAACCCCGACUUUCAGGAGCGCCCGACCAACGGUGCAAGCAUCGGUGCCUGGGUCGGUGACCGCCACCUGCCGCCAGUCAGUCUUGGCGGACUCGUCGUUGUGGAUGAUAAGCCGUAUGGUAUGACGGUGCAUCAUAUGCUGGACGAUCCAGUGGAGAUUGCAAAGCACGCAAAGGAGCAGGACAUUACACAUCGAAGCAUGGCCCAGCCGACGGACGACAUUCGAUUUGAUUGGUAUGCAGAAUCGUCGGCUGAGAGCAGCAACGGCGAGGAUUUUGCGUGUGAGUUUUCUGACUCGGAGUCUGAGGCAUACUCGGACACGGACAUUACUAGUGAAGAUUCAGAGGAGGAGGAAAGUGACGAGGAGGGGGAAUACGACCAGCCCGGUGAUAUCCCAGGAGUUGAGCCGGGCUGUGGCGACGGGUACAUCAUCACGCAACCCGCUAUGGACGAUGUGGAGGAGGACUUUUACCCUUCGGAAGAAACGGCCAACGAGGACCAUCUGGACAGUUUUACUCUGGGAGAGGUCUAUGCGUCCAGUGGCCUGAGGCGUAGGGAACAGAAUGGACUGAUUCAUGAAAUUGACUGGGCUCUAUUCGAGUUCCACGACGAACGACUACCGGACGAGAAUUCGAUCCCGAGAAUACGAACCAGGCCAUCGUCGCUUCUCACUGGGAAGCGCCCGUCGCACGAGGCAAUGGACCUUCACCCCACAACCGUAGCACCGACCUCUGCGCUACCCGGAAUGGAGGUCCAGUGCAUGGCGCGCACCAGUGGUCUGCAGACAGGACUAAUCCUUCCCGCGCUGACGAGCGUCAAGAUUUCUGGGCGUAUCACGCCCAGUCACACUUACCAGGUCAGCAGCGCCGCAGCCGAGACUCCCGCGGAGCUCAGCAGAGGCGGCAGGAAGCUGGCGAUGGGAAUCCCCGGUGACAGCGGCGCGUGGGUUGUUGAACGCGCACACGGGCGCGUAUGCGGGCACGUUCUUGCGUGGAGCGGACGGAAGCGCGUCGCGUAUAUCUGUCCGAUGGACGUACUCCUUCUCGACAUCGCAGAGACACUGGAGGCGCGUACAGUGGGACUUCCCGGCGGCGAGGCGGUCGUCAAGAUCCGGGACCCGAACGAACAAGAAGAAGACGAAGACGAUUAUGGAGGCGACACAGAAGAACCUUCGUCGUCGCCAUUUUUAGAUCCACGAGAUGAUGACGAUUUGAAUGAGGUGCUGGAGGAAGGGGACGACGACGCACCGGUUCUGGUGCAAGCGCCCGAGAGCUCACGGCAGGGAGACAAACAAGGGGAAGGGCAGCAGAAAAAACAGCAUGGGCAGGAAAAGUAUGCUUCGGAUGACAGUCAUGAACUUUCGCGCAGGAUGGAGUCUAUGGGCAUCGGACGGAGUCGCGUGGGCAUUGGCAUGUGUAGCUGA